CCGUCCUCUGGAAUAUAAAAGACCGAAUAUCACACCUCGUGUUAGCUCAUCUACGAAUUUUUCUUCACUUUUUGGAAAGUCAAAUAGCCAGUACUGCCCAUAAUAAUGGAUUCCAAGAUGCUCUUUCUCCGUGCUGCCGCUGCCGGCGAUGUGGCAGGCAUCCAAACCGAAUACCUAAAGAAUAAUACUGUGCUCACUGCCAAAGAUUCGGCAGGCCGAACAGCCCUCCAUCUAGCUGCCCUUCACAGCCACGCGAACGUUCUUGAACUUUUGCUGGACUACGGGUCCGAUACCUCUGCCCAAGACAAUCAGGGCCAAACUGCAUUACAUAUUGCAGCCCAGCUCUCCUCCCAAACAAUUGUCAAAACCCUGCUCCAACGAUCUGCGAAUUGUUGUAUUCGAGACCACGCUGGCAGAAUACCUCUUUUUUACGCCUACCAAAACUAUCCCACUGACCUCGUCGGCUGUUUUCUAGAAUGCACAAUAGCAAGCGGCACGGAAUUGCAGUGCGGCCUUACCCCGGAGAUCAUUCUUGGGGCUGGCCCGUGCAGGAAAUGGACCCCCCUUCAUGCCAAUGUGAGCGUGCGCGGCCCUUGAGAGUUCGACAGCUCUCUCGGAAUUCAUUUGCAUCUUUUCAUCCACAUCUUAUCCCAAGUUAUCGGUUGGGGGGGUGGAGGGGGGGGUUCCAAAAGCCCAAAAAGGAAACGGAAAAUCCAAAGAAAAGGGAAAAAAAGAAGACAAAAGAAAAGAAAAGAAAAAGAAAAAGAAAAAGAAUCGGAUUCUGGUUACGACUUUCCAAGCGCUGGCUCGCUUCAAC
Messenger RNA from Aspergillus alliaceus, 817 nucleotides. RefSeq names its product ankyrin repeat-containing domain protein. Bases 106 to 597 code for a protein of 163 amino acids. NCBI's taxonomy places the organism in Eukaryota, Fungi, Ascomycota, Eurotiomycetes, Eurotiales, Aspergillaceae. The transcript has a single exon. Gene Ontology annotation, molecular function: protein binding. The record is from RefSeq and is a predicted model, not a curated record.